AUGUCAGUUCGACGACGGACUCAUUCAGAUGAAAUCACAUACCUUGUGGAAAAAACAAGAAGACCCUCAAAAUUAAAUGGUUGGUGAUCGGGAGAGUCAAAGUCAAAUUCCAAUAGAUUCAUUUCAGUAGUCCGGGAGCAUCCAACACCUCCUGCUCAGGGCUAUUCCCUCAAAACUGUUAUCAUAGUUUCGAUUGUGGUUUCCGUUCUCUGCCAGAACAUCCUGCCAACAGUUUUCUCCUAUUUACACGAAACCAUCAAACGUAUGUGCAUUAUGACUCUACCGAUUAAAGUGAAAUGAAUUUUAGAUGCUCCGAAAGCAGCUUCCAGAAGGUCGAUUACGGAUCGUCUGAACAUUGGAUUCAUCAGCAAUCUCAAUCUCCGAUUGGAUGACGCUCCCAAGUAUCCUCCGGCAGUUCAAAAGCCGACUUUCCUGGUUGAUCCCAUUUACGAUGAAAAGUGGAAAGGAGUCCAUACCGCAAUUCCGGUGAUGACAGCAGAGACGGAAGAAAAAAGAGAGAACGAUCCGGCGAAAGUGAAGGAAGCGUUGUUGGCAGCGAAGGCGGCGAGCAGGUCUCGGAAGGAGGGACACCUUGAGAGGGCGAUGACGAUCAUGCAGCAUGCGAUCGCUCUCGCUCCCAAUAAUCCGCAGAUACUUAUUGAGAUGGGACUGCUCCGGGAGAUGCACGAUGAGCUGAUCGAGGCCGAUCAGUGCUAUGUGAAGGCACUCGCAUUCGAUCCGGGCAACUCGGAAGCUUCAGUGUGAGCUGUCUUCUCAAUGUCCUCCUUCAUAUGUUUCUGUUUUCAGACUGCGUGCCAGAACGAUGCCACUCGUCAGCGCCAUCGACAGAUCAAUGCUCCGGGCGGUGCACCUGCUCAGGAACGAAUUCACUCGAUUGCAGCACUUAACAGCACUUCGAAGAAUGAUGAGGUACUCCUUUUAGAAAUAAUGUUACCUGCAACGUUGAUUUUCAGAGAAACCUAUUUCCUCUAUGUGUAUCACACCGUUGCAAUUGAAGGAAACACCCUAUCCCUAGGACAGACACGGGCGAUUCUCGAGUCAGGAAUGGUGAUCCCUGGAAAGAGUAUUCGGGAGCACAAUGAAGUGAUCGGAAUGGAUGCGGCCCUUCGCUUUCUCAACUGCUCCCUCCUUUCAAAGGAGCACGACGAGAUAUCGAUUGACGACAUUCUGGAAAUGCAUCGGAGAGUGCUCGGAAAUGCGGAUCCGGUGGAAGCCGGACGGAUAAGGACCACGCAGGUGUACGUGGGCCGAUUCACUCCGAUUGGUCCGGAAUACGUGAUGGAACAGUUGGCAGAUCUGGUGGACUGGCUGAACGACGACAGUACGAAGGCGAUGGAUCCGAUCGAAAGAGCAGCGGUAGCCCAUUACAAAUUGGUGCUGGUGCAUCCAUUCACAGACGGAAACGGACGUACCGCCCGGCUCCUGUUGAAUUUGAUAAUGAUGCGCAGUGGGUUCCCACCUGUGAUCCUUCCGGUGGAGACAAGGGCCGAGUACUACGCAUCCCUGCACGUCGCCAAUCUGGGAGACCUCCGACCAUUCGUUCGUUAUGUGGCAAAGCAUUCGGAAGCGUCGAUACAAGUAUGAUAAGCAGAUUAUGAACUGUUUCAAUCUUUGUAGUCAUGUUACAGAGAUACAUUGGAGCGAUGAAGACGUCUUCGGAGGCCGGAAUCGACAGAGAUGAACUGAAGUUGACGCCCGAAGAAUCAGAGAUCAGCGAGAAGAUCGAGGCGGAGUGUCGAGCGUGA
Molecule: messenger RNA, 1766 nt
Organism: Caenorhabditis sp. 36 PRJEB53466
Lineage: Eukaryota; Metazoa; Nematoda; Chromadorea; Rhabditida; Rhabditidae
Source: the annotation of a GenBank genome assembly